Paramecium sonneborni is the source of this 1051-nucleotide messenger RNA. NCBI's taxonomy places the organism in Eukaryota, Ciliophora, Oligohymenophorea, Peniculida, Parameciidae. The record is from the annotation of a GenBank genome assembly.
AUGCAAACCCACAAAUACUAAAAUAAAUCAUUAACAUUGUUAGACUUAGUUUUAAAGAAUGAAAAUGAAUAAUAUAAAAUCAAAUCAUAAUCAAAUAUAAACAGAUUUGAACGAGAAGAUAUCCAACACUCAUUUUAUAAUUAAUUAGGUAUUUCCUUAUAUUAUGAUGCAAAUAUUACCGGUAAUGAAUAAUUUGUUAGUAAUUAAUUAUUUCGUUCUAUUCUCAAAAACAUUGAAGAUAAACUCUUAGAACUUGAAACCAGACUAGAUAACAAAGAUAAUUUUAAUAAAUUUUCUUUUCAUAUAGAUCAAUUCAAAAGUUAAUAAUAUCGCAAUCCUAUUCUAAGAGAAGACAAUUUAUCAUAAGAAUAUAAACGAUUAGAUAGUCAAAUUUCAGAAAUGAUUGAUGAUCAAUCUGUUAGGGAUACUGGUGUCAAAUUUCAUAAACCAAGUAGAUCAAGAUCAACUUGUACUAAUAAUUAUGAUGAGUAAUUAUCUUAAUCUAAUAACAACCCUUCUAAUUUAAAACAAAGAAAAAAUAAAAUAACUGAAGAAACUACUUUCUCUAAAUUAAACCUAUUCGAAAAGAAACUUAUUCAAUUUCAAGAUUAAUUUUAAAAAUUACUUUAAAAAGAAGAAAUCUCUUUCAAAAAACUAGAAUAGUAAGUUUAAUCUGCUUUAAAGGAUGCUGAAAUAAGAUUAUUACAAAAUUCUAAAUCAAUGGAUAAAUAUUCUGAAAAUUUUAAUAACUAUAGUGAAUACUAUAAAGAAUUUCUAAAUAAAUUUUAAUAGCUUACAGCUUAAAUUAAGUAUUAGUUUUAAUUAUUGUAGCAAUCAUUAAUAGGAAAUAAACAGACUAUCAGACGAUUCAAAAAUACCCUUCAUUUAAUUGGAAUCAACAAUAGCUGCGAUUAACAAACUUUAAAAUAUGCAUAAUGAUUAAAUAUUAUCAAUCAAAGAAUAAUAAACUUAUUUAGAAGCAGAUAUACUUAUAAUAAUGAAAAAUUACAAAGAUCUAAUACUUGAUAAAUAGAAGAAAAGUAUAAAGUGA